AUGUGGGGUUUAGUCCCCAGGUUUCUCCGAGGGACCAACAGCCGUUUGGGCAGCGGCCGGGGCUUUGGGAGCAGUUUAUCGGCCGGGGAUGGAGCCCCCGCCCCCGCCCCCGCCCGCCCUCCCUGGAGAAUCCUGUUCUUCGGAACCGACACCUUCGCCUUGGAGUCUCUGCAGAAGCUGCACCGGUCAAGGCAUUUGGAGACCGGUGAGGUGCUGAUAGACAGGCUGGAAGUCGUGACUUUGUCAGCUGGUUAUCCCAGUAAACUCCCAGUGAGGAAAUACGCGAGUCAGAGUGACAUUCCCAUCCAUGAUUGGCCAGACCUAGGACAGUGCAAUGACUUUGACGUUGGAGUGGUCGUGUCGUUUGGGAGUUUGCUCAGUGAGGAACUUAUUCUCCGGUUUCCAUACGGAAUAUUAAACGUACAUCCAAGUCUUCUUCCGAGAUGGAGGGGACCUGCUCCUGUGUUUCACACCGUACUUCAUGGCGAUCAGGUGACUGGCGUGACGAUCAUGCAGAUCAGACCAAAAAGGUUUGAUGUUGGCCCCAUAGUAAUGCAGAAGGAAUGCGCUGUACCCACACGGUGCACAGCCAACGAGCUAGGGGUGAUGUUGGCAGAGGCUGGUGCUGACAUGCUCCUGGCGACAUUGAAAAAGCUACCCGAAUGCAUUGAGAAUAGCAGGGAACAGUCCAAGAAAGGAGCCACAUUUGCUCCAAAGAUCAAUAUUGCAAUGAGCUGGGUGAACUGGGAGGAACAGACAUCAGAGGAACUGGACAGACUGAACCGAGCAAUAAGUUGCAGAGUUCCCCUGCGGACUCUGUGGAUGGGAAACACAGUGAAGCUCUUGGAUUUUGUGGACUUGCGCGACCUUCCCCUUUUCCCAGCUGUGACACAGCAGUCAAUUCCUGGCACCAUCCAGUUCCAUAAAGAAUCGAACAUCCUGCUGGUACGCUGCAAGGAUGAUUGGGUGGGUUUCAGGCUGGUGGUUCUCAAGAAGAAGCUGUCUGCAGCUGACUUUUACAAUGGCUACCUCCAUCGGUACUUUCAGGAAAGGACAAAUGAUCACAACGUGUGGCGGUUUCAAACGCACAAACCAGAACAAAGUCUGGCAAAACGAGCCAAAAGGAACUGGGUCGCCACUCAUCGAUAACCGAAGGAAACGUAUAUUGCAACUGCUUUGAAGUGUUUCUCUAAGCGUAAUUAUUUUUAUAUAAAAAAAAUUGAUCCGAUCACUUUGUGAAUCUGAAGUACAGUCAGGACGGUGGGACUUAGACAGAAAACUUCAAAGCGACUGCAAGCUUGAAAUCAAUAUUGCACCUCAUUGGGCCUCAGGCUACUUGGAUUAAGCCUUCCUACAACCUGAGAUGGAGCCUCGCCCAGCACUUAAGCACCAAUGCAACAUGCACGCAACAUUCCUUUCAAAUGGAAGACUGUGUUGCUGUGUGAAACACGCUGAGACUGACCUGGUUUUCAAAUCCAGACCUAAAGGCUGGGGUGUCGAGGGAACACCUGCAAUGUCCCUGUGAGAGUGAAAACUGCUGGUGGUAAAGAGACAUAGGACUACAGCACAACAUUUAAUUUUACUUACAAGAUGGAAACGUUUUAAAAUGAACACAGGUCACAUUCAGUUAUUAUAUCUUUGGAGGGAGGGAAGGACUGUAAACGGGCAAAAAUGAAUGGUUAAUCCUCCAUUACAUGAUUGACAAGGUUGACAAACAA
Messenger RNA from Callorhinchus milii (elephant shark), 1718 nucleotides. Its product is annotated as methionyl-tRNA formyltransferase, mitochondrial. Gene Ontology annotation, molecular function: methionyl-tRNA formyltransferase activity. Lineage: Eukaryota; Metazoa; Chordata; Chondrichthyes; Chimaeriformes; Callorhinchidae. The transcript has 9 exons. The coding region runs from base 1 to 1149 and encodes 382 amino acids. Gene Ontology annotation, cellular component: mitochondrion. Gene Ontology annotation, biological process: biosynthetic process; conversion of methionyl-tRNA to N-formyl-methionyl-tRNA. The record is from RefSeq and is a predicted model, not a curated record.